Messenger RNA from Delphinapterus leucas (beluga whale), 3605 nucleotides. The record is from RefSeq and is a predicted model, not a curated record. NCBI's taxonomy places the organism in Eukaryota, Metazoa, Chordata, Mammalia, Artiodactyla, Monodontidae.
AGAGCGGAGUCCACACGGAGGGUUUUGGGACUGGAGUUAAACAAAGACAGAGAUGUUGAAAGGAUCCAUGGCAGUGGAGUUAACACCCUUGACAUUGACCCUGUUGAAGGGAGAUAAAGCCAUCCUGAUGUUCACAAAUAUAGUGUGGAGACUGUACAGUGGUAUCCUCAUGACACUGGCAUGUUCACAUCAAGCUCAUUUGAUAAAACUCUGAAAGUAUGGGAUACAAAUACGUUACAAAUUGCAGAUGUAUUUAAUUUUGAAGAAACAGUUUAUAGUCAUCAUAUGUCUCCAGUUGCCACCAAGCACUGUUUGGUAGCAGUUGGUACUAGAGGGCCCAAAGUACAACUUUGUGACUUAAAGUCUGGAUCCUGUUCCCACAUUCUACAGGGUCACAGACAAGAAAUAUUGGCGGUUUCCUGGUCACCGCGUUAUGAGUAUAUCUUGGCAACUGCAAGUGCUGACAGUAAAGCAAAAUUAUGGGAUGUGAGGAGAGCGUCAGGAUGUUUGAUUACUCUUGAUCAGCAUAAUGGGGAAAAGUCACAAGCGGUUGAAUCAGCAAACACUGCUCAUAAUGGGAAAGUUAAUGGCUUAUGUUUUACAAGUGAUGGGCUUCACCUCCUCACUGUUGGUACAGAUAAUCGAAUGAGGCUCUGGAAUAGUUCCAAUGGAGAAAACACACUAGUGAACUAUGGAAAAGUAUGUAAUGACAGUAGAAAAGGAUUGAAAUUCACUGUCUCCUGUGGCUGCAGUUCAGAAUUUGUUUUUGUACCAUAUGGUAGCACCAUUGCUGUUUAUACAGUUUACUCAGGAGAACAGAUAACUAUGCUUAAGGGACAUUAUAAAAGUGUUGACUGCUGUGUAUUUCAGUCUAAUUUCCAGGAACUUUAUAGCGGUAGCAGAGACUGCAAUAUUCUUGCUUGGAUACCAUCCUUACAUGAAUCAGUUCCUGAUGAUGAGGAGACUUCAACCAGAGCACAGUUAAAUCCAGCAUUUGAAGAUGCCUGGAGCAGCAGUGAUGAGGAAGGAUGACUAUCAUUCUUAGUACCUUUUUGUCUCUAUUGAUGAAACUUUUAAAACAGGACUGUUUUAUUUUUUUAACUGUCCAGUGACAGCUAAAUUAGCCCUGAAUUUGGGUGGUUUUUUUCCUUUUAUUUUAAAAUGAAGUUAAUAGUUGCAUGAAACCCUGCAACAGAGUUCCAUAUAGUUUAUUUAAUCAGAACAUGUCUCCUUGAUCCCAGUGGCUGUUGUCUGCGGCAGCCCGUAUAGCUAUAGUAGAAGGAGACAGGUCAUGGUAGCCCCUUUGUGGGAACUUGAGCAGAUUGUGUGAACAAUAAGACGCAGUCUUAGAGGAUGAGCACCUAGAGGUUAUCAGCACUGACUUUCUUCUGCUGGUUGUACCAUCACCUUGCUCAUUUUCACUUUCAAGAAUGAUUUUACUGAGGAUUAUAUCAAAAAGUAUAGUUGAGAAGUUAACAUCAAAAUUUGUUUAUUAUUAUUUAUGUAUUCCGUUUUUGCAAUGAUUUCAUUUACUUAACCGUUAUCUAGCUUUAUGUUAAAUUUUCUUGAACUCAUUGCCUUCCACAAUCUAAAAAGUGCAUCACAGGAGGUAUUUAACUUAGGGAAGAUACCAUAUUUCCUUUAUUUUAAUGCAUCAGAUGGCAGCUUAAACUACUCUUCUAUGAAUCUGUGUAAGAUGUGACCAAGUCCUACUUCAUUCAUCAAAGCAGAAAAUAUCCUGGCAGGGAAUUUGGCUUAAACAUGAAAUGUCAUAAAAUUUCCAUUUUAUUUUCCACUCUUCUUGUGUCAUAACCCACAAGUGAUUAUCAUGAACCUAAUCUUAUAUUCCCUUUCUUUCUGAUUCUAUCAAUAGGAGGCUAGUUAAAGAGGUUUUUGUGAGCUUGAAUACCAAGUAUACAGUUGUUGAGUUUUUAAGUGUGUGUUAGGCCUCAUAUCAGACCUUUCUGGCCAAACGUUUUCCAUACAUUUACUUUGUAGUUGAUCUUCUUAAGCCCUGACCAUUUUACUCUCACUUUUUCUCACUUGGUGAGGAUUCUUAACAAUCUUUGAGAAUGCUAUUGAAAUUGGAAUUUUUUUUUAAUUUUAAGAAAAAAGGAGUCUUUCUCCAAACUUCAAAUACACGUAGGUAACUGGUACAUUUCGAAAAGGUCCAUCUGCUGGGGAUGUGGAAUGACUACCCUCCUAGAGCCAUGGGAUGAGCCUAAUCCACUGACUGGGCAGCGCCAACAACCAGUGAGGCCUUAUCAGUACCUCGUGUCUGCGACGUUACAUGUUCCUGUAGGCAUCCAUAAACCAUUUUCCUUUUCCCCUCUGAGCUUUUCUGAGUCAAGUCUCAGCCUAUUCCUCAAAGUAGUCGGAGAUGGCUCCACCUGAGCACUCACCUGUGUGCUGUGGGCCAUUUGUGGGUUUGGUGUGAGGGCCUUCUCAGGAGAUCAUGGCUCCCCACAAGCAUUGUUCAGGUCACAAGCUUCUCUGCUAUGUCUGCUUCCUGCUGUCGCAAGCAAUCCGUUCCCCACACUAGUAAGGUAUAAGAGGGCCCAUCCCUGGAGACCGUGGCUCAGUGUUUAAUGAAGAAGGAGAGGAGAGGAAAGGAGCACCAGGUUCCAACAUGUCCCCCACCAAGACCUGAAGAGUUGAUCCAAUUAAUUUUAAACAUACAAAGCCCUGGUCCAUGCAUAUGGGCCCUCAUGAGAGCUGCUGCUUAUCAACAUGCAAAGAGUCUCAUGCUCAAAACAAAAAAUGUAAAAGGUGAAGUUGAUGCCACCAUUGCUUUCCUAGAUGUAGACCCUAGCCCCUCUAAGGUUGAUUAGGACACCCUAGAGAAGGGGGGGCGCUGCUUACAGAGAGGCCACUAGCGACCAAUAGGAGCUUAUCAGGUAAACACCCAACAGAAAAAAAAAAGGAAAAGUUUUAGUCAUCUAGAGGUACAAGCCAUUCUGUAAGUUUUAAAAAAAAAAGGUGGCAGUGUGAGGAAGGGACUGAUGAUUCCAUGGACAGGGUCCAUGAUUCCAUGGACUGAUGAUUCCAUGGACAAGAUGAUUCUUAUUCCGGGGGUAAGUUGCCCAGAAGCACCUGGCCCCUUCAGCCUCCCUUUUUUCCUCUUAUUAGCCAGAAAAAGAAAGUAAAGGCUGCACCUUCAGGGUGCAAAAGCCUGAAACAGGAAGAGAACAGAAAAACUGACUGCCACUUUAGGUGGAUACAAGCUCAAGGGGAGAAAAAACAGGAACUUUAAAUCUUAGGUACUAAGCAAACACCAAUCUAGCAAACAUAAUGCUAAUUGUAGAUUACUUAAUGAUUUAAAAGCAAAAACAGAAAAUAAAAGGUAAUUGAAUAAUAUAUACAUAAAUAUAAUAUUAAAGCAAAGUUUUAUAAUUUGAUGUAAUUGUAAAUCCAAAAUUUAUAUACUAAAUGAAUAUAUUAAAGAAUUUAUAUAGCAAUAAGAUUAAAAUGCCACCUUAUGAUGGAUUACUACAACGUUAAUGAUGUGGUCCCAUCCAUUGGGGCCCCCGUACUCAAUAUCCAAUGUUAUUUCUUUUAAAUUUUAUUAAAGUAUAAUUGAUUUACAAUGUUGUGUUAAUUUCUGC